CUUGCCCUGUUUAUGUUCUGCCUACAGAUUAGGUGGAGUCCUUCCUAAACAUGCAGUUCCCCACUCAGAUGGAAGACUUGUUUUUGAGCGACCCCUUAACAUCUCAGACAUGGGCACCUAUCAGUGCUUGGUAAACAACACUGAGGGCAAAUACGAGGCGAAGGUGGAGAUUACCUUAAAAGAGCAUAGAGAGGAAAUACAUGAGAACAAGAUGAUGUACAUCGUUGGGGGUGCGGCUGGUGGGCUGCUGAUUGUCAUGCUCAUCCUUGUCAUCGUCCUCACAUGUCACCACAAGCAAAAGAACAAGAAACUGAAAAGGGAGCUGACAAAGAAAAGGGAAGAAAUAUCUAAUCUGUCCAGACAAGCUUCAUUCAGGAGGGUGAACUCUGUCAGCACUGAUGCAAGAGAGCAGAUUGAGGAGAGCCUCCCUCUGAGAGUGGAGUCAACCCUGAGGAACAGCCUGUCUUCCCUCGGGGAGCAAGCCCGUUGCCGCGACAGCAGAUCGACCAUCUCAGGUGUGCGUGUAGGAGGGGGCUCUGCUUACGACUCUCUUGGAAGACCGUCUAUCUACAACAACUCAAGGAGGGGAAGGGACAGGGCUAUGGUUAGGGACGAUGAAACUCAGCUUAGAAUAGAGCAAUUUGUGAGAAACAGCAACAUGUCCUUGCAGGAGACCCGUUUGCUUCCCCCUCUCAUCCAAGGAAACUACCCCACAAUACGCUCAACCGAGGUCAUAAGAAAGAUGAACGGCAGCGCUAUCAUCCCAGCAAAUGGGGGUUCACACACAGGAAGCACCAUCAAGAGCUACCAGCCCCCUCCGACGAGCAGCACCUACCCACAAGGAACAUAUGAUGAGGAUGAGAUUGAUGAAGGGCUAGGUGGCCCCAUUAAUCAGGAGCAUCCUGAUGAUCAGGACAGUGUGGCCUCCAGCUCCAAUUUCUCCAAAAACAGGAUGAGCCCUCCGGCUCUCAGUCACAACCCCCACACUUCCUACGUCCACAAGGCCCAGAUCGUUUAGCAGGAAGCAGCAGGACCCCAUGUGAAACCACAGAAGUAGGAAGCUGUGCUUUUGACAUUUCCCAGUCACCAAGAUUAGCAUCAUUUCUGUUCUCCUCAGGGUGGAAACAGACUUCUCUUAAGAAGGAAGUCCGGAAGGAUUCCUGACUUCUGCACGCAUUUUGGAGAUCAGUCAUUACAGACAAAAUAUGAUGUUACAACAUUUCCAACUGUUGCAGUUGCAGCAGCUUUUGCAAUGCCCUGUUGUUUUAAGAGGCUUCAGAUGCCAGCACAGCUCAGAAACAUUGUGCAGAUACACCUGGAGCUUUUCAUACCAGUGGAAAGCAGGAAAUGCGGGAGGAGUAACAAAAAAAGAAAAAGAGCUGUGGGAAAGUAUGUUAAUCAGAGGAGUGGAUUGCAACAGGUGGUGUUCGGUGGAAGAGUAACUGUGCGUAUGAUGAGUUUGCAUACACGCACUUCUUUGGACCUGAUCCAGAACUUGUGCGUCUCUGGCCACGCCUCAAACACCGAUAUCUCUGUAUACCUUCACUUCAGUCAUCCAGACGAGGAAGUAUGUCUCUGCAUUGAUCUUUCUGCACAUAUGGACUGUUUGGUGUCCAUGAGACUUUCUUUUACUGAAACGGCAGUUAAAAUGUUUUCAUAUCAUUAUUCAGUUCAGAUGCUUCCACAAGAUCGUAUGUGUACUUUAUUUUUUUUUUUUUUUACAAAGUUACAAUCUCCCCGUGUUAUUUUUUUUACUUAAGGAUACUGUGAAUAGAAAUUAGUCCACCCAACUUCUACAUGUCUUUUGUGGACUUUGACGUUGUAUACAGUUGUGCUUGAAAGUUUCCAUACCCAUCCAUUAAAGACAAAAAAUAUAUAUUGAUAGUGAUUUUGAAUAUAUAUAUA
This is a messenger RNA of Cyprinodon variegatus (sheepshead minnow), 1905 nucleotides long. RefSeq lists its product as uncharacterized. Bases 110 to 1018 code for a protein of 302 amino acids. The transcript is spliced from 6 exons. NCBI's taxonomy places the organism in Eukaryota, Metazoa, Chordata, Actinopteri, Cyprinodontiformes, Cyprinodontidae. The record is from RefSeq and is a predicted model, not a curated record.